GUCAGGAGCUACAUUUCAAUAGGCCGGCGCUCCCCGCGGCGAAGGCAACGAAACCGAUCGAGUUUCAUUUCCACUCUGACGCGCGAAUAGAAGCGCGUAAGGCCGAGCUCGGGAACUCGAGCGGCAUGCAGACACGAUCGCGAUCACAUGCCCGCUUAGCGAUUCCUGACUUUAAGGCGAUGCACGCUGCGCAAGAGACGGCCUUGGCAGUGCGGCGCGAGCAGAUCGUGCCUGUGCUCCCCGUGGGGCUUGAGCUGCACACUGACGCGCGCGCGCGCGAGCGGGAGAGGUUUGACGAGGCACGGCGGGAGCGGGAGCGCGAAGUCGAGCAGCAGAUGGAAGAGGCGAGGAGAGUGCGCGAGCUUGAGGAAGCGAGGGAGAUCAGGGAGCUUCGGAAGCGCGCGGUGCCCAAGGCAAAUGAGAUACCGGAAUGGUACGCGAAUGCUCCGAAGCGAAAAGGUAAGAGCAGGGCAUGAUGAAUUACGAUCGAAUAGAAGGGGGUGGCUUCAAGGCGGGAAAGGACCGGUGU
Messenger RNA from Laetiporus sulphureus 93-53, 529 nucleotides. RefSeq lists its product as uncharacterized. The transcript is spliced from 2 exons. Lineage: Eukaryota; Fungi; Basidiomycota; Agaricomycetes; Polyporales; Laetiporaceae. Bases 126 to 476 code for a protein of 116 amino acids. The record is from RefSeq and is a predicted model, not a curated record.